Molecule: messenger RNA, 503 nt
Organism: Misgurnus anguillicaudatus (oriental weatherfish)
Lineage: Eukaryota; Metazoa; Chordata; Actinopteri; Cypriniformes; Cobitidae
Product: SH3 domain-binding glutamic acid-rich-like protein 3
Cellular component (GO): cytoplasm
Source: RefSeq, a predicted model, not a curated record
ACCUGGUCUUUGAGUUGGCAGUGUGCGGUUUUCUUACACAUCCAGACAGCUUUUAUAAACCCUAAUCUACUUCAUUCAUCGGUUAUAAUCUCAACAAACUAGGAUUUUAAAGAUGACCAUCACAAUCUAUUUCACCAGUGUUAGUGGCUCUAGAGAGGUGAAGCAACAGCAGACUCAGAUUUUUGAUUACCUGGAUGCUAAGCAGAUCAAGUACUUCACUGUCGACAUUUCACAGAGUCCAGAAAACAAAGAGCAGAUGAGAAAGAAAGUGGGAAACCCAACAGCGAUGCCCCCUCAGGUCUUUAAUGGAGACAAAUAUUGCGGGGACUUUCAGAAGUUCUUCCAGGCAAUUGAAGAUGAGAAGCCAGAAGCAUUUUUCAAACUUUGAGUUUGAACCGGGACUCCUCAUUUCUCAAAUGCUUGUAUUUUUAGGUGGAAUGUAAAAAAACAUAUUGCUCAGCAUUAAAUUAAUAAAGAUUGUCUAUUAAAGGGGACAUACCAUG